Messenger RNA from Clonostachys solani, 1128 nucleotides. NCBI's taxonomy places the organism in Eukaryota, Fungi, Ascomycota, Sordariomycetes, Hypocreales, Bionectriaceae. The record is from the annotation of a GenBank genome assembly.
AUGCACAACUCAACCAUCAACCCGCUGAAGAUACUGCUCAUUGUAGUGGGCGGAAUCGACAAAGUCGCCCCAAUAACCCAAUACUCGUACCACCAUUUUGCGAGGAUAGAAGAUCCUGCCAACCAUAGGCUGACCGAAACCGGACUUCGGCUUGGAACCAGAGAGAAACCUUUCAUGACCGAAGUCUUCACCUCGUCGUCUAAGAGAUACGCCAUUCUAGCCGACAAGUUUAUCUGGGAAGCCGAUGGUAUCUUGUUGGUAUACAGCGUCACAAACAAGAACGCUCUUCGCCAAGUAACACAUCAAUACAACAAGAUUGAGCGUGUGCGCAAUGUGGGAGCCAUACGGCAAAACAGUUGCCAAUGCCAUCGUGUACCCUCGAUGCCACUUCUCCUUGUCGGGAUCGACUCCGGAUCAAAUGUUCCAAGGAUGGUGCCUCGAGAGCGAGGAGCCAACCUCGCUCUCCAGCUGGGCAUUGAGUUCAUGGAAAUAAAAGAGACAUGGAAUUCUCCAAUCGAAAUUCUCUUCUACCAAAUAGUGCGGGCAAUAAAUAACUAUACUCAUCGAGCCAAAGAUUUCGAUGAGUACCGCCGAUGUCCAGAAGUCAGAGCCACAGCAGGACGAAGCUUAGGGGCGGCACUCAGUCGCUGGAUGAAAUCCGAUCUCGAUAAAUUAAAGGCGUCUAUCCAACCUUUCAGGCGCGAAACUCGAGAACCAGACAUUAGCCGUCUACGCCAUGCGAUCAUCCAUGAUGAGCAAGAGACAGCUCGGUGCCUGAUACAGAGUGGCGUUGAUGUCAACAGCUUUGAUCAGUCGGGGUCUACGCUGUUGCAUAUUGCUGCAGCCCUGAAUCGAGUCGAGAUCACGAAACUGCUUCUUCAGAAUGGAGCUUCCGUCGACCAAGUCUUGCCUCUCAAUGGGACAGCACUGACUGUUGCGGCUUCUCGAGGACAUGACGAAAUUGCGCAUAUUCUGCUUGCGUAUGGCGCUCGCGUCGAUAUUCCUUGCGACUACUACGAAAACAUGCUGCAAGCUGUAGCACGGAGAGAUAAUCCCCAUAUCCUACCGCAUCUUAAGAAGAGGAUGAGCUGGAGGCCAUAUAUUACUAAGAGAUUUUCGUUGUGUUGA